CCAUUGCGUAACACUAACACAUAUAUACGCACACAUACACACGCUCCCUCCCAUCUCUGUAAACGUAAUAAUAAUACACUCAAAGAUCUGACGGAGAGAGUCUGCAUUUCAAAACUCUCUUUUGUAAGAGAGGAGAAAAGAAACCAAACAGUUGAGUGUUGUGUUGCAGAGAAUAAUGGAGAUCUUUUACUAUAUGGUUUUUGGGGCGUUGGCCGCCGUGGUGGCAGGGUUGGAGCUGAGUAAGAGCAACAAAGAUCGGAUAAAUACUUCUUCAGCUUUCAAUUCCUUCAAGAAUAAUUACUUGCUCGUUUACUCUCUCAUGAUGGCUGGUGACUGGUUGCAGGGUCCAUAUGUGUACUACCUUUACAGUACUUAUGGUUUUGGGAAAGGUGAAAUUGGGCAGCUAUUUAUUGCUGGAUUUGGGUCUUCCAUGUUGUUUGGAACCAUUGUUGGAUCUCUAGCAGAUAAACAGGGUCGGAAGAGAGCAUGUGUUACUUACUGCAUCACAUAUAUACUGAGCUGCAUUACGAAGCAUUCUCCACAAUACAAAGUUCUGAUGAUUGGACGUGUUUUGGGUGGUAUUGCCACAUCUCUCUUGUUUUCUGCAUUUGAGUCAUGGCUUGUUGCAGAACACUUCAAGCGGGGCUUUGAUCCACAAUGGCUCUCAUUAACUUUCUCCAAGGCAAUAUUCCUUGGCAAUGGUCUUGUUGCCAUUUUAGCUGGGUUGUUUGGGAAUACGCUUGUUGACUCCUUGAAUCUUGGGCCUGUAUCUCCAUUUGAUGCUGCUGCAAUAUUUCUGGCUAUUGGAAUGGCUAUAAUAUUAUCAUCAUGGACUGAGAACUAUGGAGACCCUUCAGAGAACAAGAACUUGCUUACUCAAUUCAAGGGCGCUGCUGUAGCAAUUGCUUCAGAUGAGAAGAUAGCAUUGCUUGGUGCAAUCCAGUCUUUGUUUGAAGGUUCAAUGUAUACAUUUGUGUUCCUCUGGACACCUGCUCUCAGUCCGAAUGAUGAAGACAUUCCCCAUGGUUUUAUUUUUGCUACUUUCAUGUUAGCUUCAAUGUUGGGAAGCUCAAUCGCAGCUCGCUUAUUGGCCCGCAAUGCAGUUAAAGUGGAGAGCUACAUGCAGAUUGUAUUUGUUAUUUCUUCGGCCUCUCUAUUGCUUCCCAUAUUGACAAAUUUCUUUAUACCUCCUUCAGUGGUGAAAGGGGGUGGCAUCUCAUUUGCAGGUUGUCUCCAACUUCUUGGCUUUUGCGCUUUUGAAGCUUGUGUUGGGAUUUUCUGGCCAUCCAUUAUGAAAAUGAGAUCCCAAUACAUCCCUGAGGAAGCUCGAAGCACCAUCAUGAAUUUCUUCCGCAUCCCACUAAACAUCUUUGUUUGCAUUGUGCUAUACAAUGUUAGUGCAUUCCCCAUGACCUUUAUGUUCGGUAUGUGCUCCAUCUUCCUCUUUGUCGCCUCCAUCCUGCAGAGACGGCUCUCAGCAAUUGGAGAUAAGCCAAAGACAGAAGAAUGGAUGUUGAAGGACAAAAGUUCAGAGGCUGAGCCAUUAAAUGCUUAAUUCACUGCCACAAUCGGCAGACAACAUCUUGUGUAGUUGAGUAUACAAUUAAUUUUAUUGUGACUAUCACAUAAGUUAGAGAAAAAUUUAGGUGGCAAUACAGCAGAUUAGGGGAGAGAGUCAUUAAAAUGCUUCUAUCAACAUUUUCUUCUCUUGUCGAGAUUGCAAGAUUAAGAAACAUGCUAGCAUCUCUUGGGUCUGUCCCUUGCUGUAAAGGUAGUCCAAUAUUUCCCAUAAUUCUGAUGUCUUUUCUCCUAAUCUUGGUCGAGACGGCCCUAGUUUUGUAUUCGAUACUUAUUUCUACUGUAAGAGUACAAUGUCAUGUUGGUUUAACAGUCUUACAUUUGUUUGCUUAA
Molecule: messenger RNA, 1911 nt
Organism: Sesamum indicum (sesame)
Lineage: Eukaryota; Viridiplantae; Streptophyta; Magnoliopsida; Lamiales; Pedaliaceae
Biological process (GO): molybdate ion transport
Cellular component (GO): membrane
Molecular function (GO): molybdate ion transmembrane transporter activity
Source: RefSeq, a predicted model, not a curated record